Angiostrongylus costaricensis is the source of this 747-nucleotide messenger RNA. The record is from the annotation of a GenBank genome assembly. NCBI's taxonomy places the organism in Eukaryota, Metazoa, Nematoda, Chromadorea, Rhabditida, Metastrongylidae.
AUGUCCACUUUUUCAGUAACACCACAUUGUGGCUCACAACUUAUCACAAUAGAAGUGAAAUUCAAUCCGAAUUACUAUCCGAAUGGAAAAUUUACGGACUGGAUUGUGGUCGGCGUUUCAGGACGACCAGAAUGCCGUUUGCGAGGAAAUGGCGAAACUCAAUAUGUGAUCGAAAUCGCCGUUUUCAAUGAUCCGUGCCUUACUCAAAUGCCAGCACCUGGAGUAUUUCAAAAUCGUAUUCGAAUCGGACAAAAUCCAGCUGUAAUCCUACAGGGUGACCAAACCCUCACUGUAAAAUGUGUCUACGGUUUACCUGAAGUCGAAACACUGCCAUUGCCUUUCAUCAAUCCGAAUUUUAAUAUAGAGAGGUCUAAACAUUUAGAUUAUAAUUCUUUUCCAAUCAGAAAAAGUUGUUGUUAUACUGUUCUUGUGCUUACUGCUAAAAUAAUAGGAGAAGGAAUGUUAACGAAAACAUGUGUGCUUACAGUUUUAGGUAGAUGGCGACAACUGAUUAUACGGGAUCCGAUUUUAAGACAACAACUUUUAAUGGCGAAUAGUAUAGAAGAGCUGAAUGAAAUUUCUAAACAACCCGAAUAUCGCAAUCUUUAUACACGUGAAAAAUGGUCUCAGAUUUUACAAUGUGUACAUAAAGCGCUCAUUCAGAAAAUCGACACACCAUCCAUCGGAAAUGCAACACCGAAUUCUCAACUAAACGUCUAUAUUGGUAAUGUAGGGUCAGAUUGGUGA